AUGGACCCCCCCUCAAAACGCACCAAGCUCGACUCCGACGACCUCCCCGACGCCCCCGCAACCACAACCGUGAUCGCCGCCUCCCGCACAAAGCAGACGCUCUCGGCCUCCGACGAAGACGUGCAGCAGCGGCGCACGCUCUUCAUCCGCUCACUUCCCUACUCAGCCACCUCCGAGGCCCUCUCCACAAAGUUCUCGUUCAUCGCCCCGCUCAAGCAUGCCACCGUCGUCGCCGACCCGCUCACGAAGCAGUCCCGCGGCUUCGGCUUCGUGACGUUCACCACGGCCGAGGACGCACGGCGCGCCGUCAAGGAGCUGCACAACACGCUCUUUGACGGGCGCAAGAUGAGCGUUGAGAUUGCGGAGCCGCGGCACCGCGACGAGGCCGGGAAGCAGGCGUCCAAGGAGAAGAAGGAGAAGAAGGAGGCCGAGGAGGUCAAGCGCCGGGCACCCAGGCUGAUUGUCCGUAAUCUGCCGUGGAGCGUGAAGGAUCCGCAGCAGCUGGUGAAGGUGUUUCAGAGCUAUGGGAAGGUGCGCAAUGUCAUUAUCCCGAGGAAGAGCAGCAAGCCGGGGGCCGAGAUGUGCGGGUUUGCGUUUGUGACGAUGAAGGGCUACAAGAACGCCGAGAAGGCCAUGGAGAAGACGAACGGGAUGGAGAUUGACGGCCGCACGGUGGCCGUGGAUUGGGCGGUGGAGAAGGACGAGUGGGAGAAGAACAAGCAGGGCGACGAAGCCCCCGAGAAGGAGGCCAAAGAAGAGGCUAAAGACGAGUCUGAAGACAAAGACGAGUCUGAAGACGAAGACGAUAACGGCGGCGUCGGCGUCCUCGAAGGCGAAGACGCAGAAGACAUGGACGACGCCUCCGACGCCUCCGACGACGAGGGCUCCGACCUGCACCUGUCCGACGACGACGAAGCCUCCGACGACGAGGAGGGCGAAGAGCCCAAGCCACAGCUCAAGCACGACCCCAACGACAACUCGCAGGUCAUCUUCAUCCGCAACCUCCCCUUCACCACCGACGACGAGUCGCUGCACGCCCACUUCACUGAGCAAUUUGGCCCUGUGCGCUACGCGCGCAUCGUCAUGGACCGCGAGACGGAGCGGCCCCGCGGCACCGGCUUCGUCUGCUUCUACAACCUCGAGCACUUUGAGGCCUGCAUUGCCUCUGCGCCGCGGCCCAACUUCGCCACGGGCGCUAAUCGCUCUGCCACACUGCUGCAGGACGAGUCCGACGACCCGACGGGGAAGUACACCAUCGAUGGCCGCGUGCUGCAGGUCACCCGCGCCGUCAACAAGAACGAGGCCUCGAAGCUGCAGGAUGCGAGCGCCCAGAAGCGCGACAAGGCCGCGGGGGAUAAGCGCCGCCUGUUCCUGCUCCAGGAGGGGACCAUCCCUGCGUCGUCGCCGGCGUUCAAGACGCUCAGCAACACGGAGAGACAGCUGCGCGAGGCGUCGGUGAAGCAGCGUAAGGCGCUGCUGCAGUCGAACCCCAUGCUGCAUCUAUCGCUGACCAGGCUCUCGGUGCGUAAUCUGCCGCGAUCAAUCACGGCGAAGGAGCUGAAGGCGCUGGCCAGAGAGGCCGCUGUCGGCUUCGUCAAGGACACAAAGGAGGGGAAGCGCCAGCCGCUGUCGAAAGAGGAGCUUGCCCGCGGCGGAAAGGACGACAAGGAGACUGAGCUCCGCAGGAAGAAGCAGGGCAAGGGCAUCGUCAAGCAGGCCAAGAUCGUGGAGGAGAAGGCCGGCAGCGGCAGGUCGCGCGGAUACGGCUUCAUCGAGUACUCGUCGCACCGCUGGGCGCUGAUGGGGCUGCGAUGGCUGAACGGGCAUGCCGUGCUGGGGACGGCGAAGGCGACGGCGGAGAAGGGGAAGAAGCAGGAGCCGGUGUCGGCCGAGGAUAAGAAGAAGCGGCUGAUUGUCGAGUUUGCGAUCGAGAAUGCGCAGGUUGUGCAGCGCCGCAACGAGAAGGAGCAGAAGGCGCGGGAGCGCAGUAAGCUUGUUGCGGAGGGGAAGGCGAAGCCGCUGGAGAGCACGAAGGAGAAGAAGGCAAAGUUUGCGGCGGAGGCGAAGAAGAAGGUCGACUCGGCCAAGAAGUAUGAAGGCAUCAAGCGGAAGCGGGAAGACGAGAAGAGUGGCCGGGGCGCAAAGAAGCCAAAGAAGGAUGGCGAUGCAGAGACUGCUCCCUCGAAGGGCGACAAGAAGGACUGGGAGGCCAAGAAGGACGAGAAGAAGGCAAAGGCCGCGAGAAUCAUCGCGAGGAAAAGACAGAUCAGGAGAGCCAAGAGAGGUUAA
This is a messenger RNA of Morchella sextelata, 2289 nucleotides long. RefSeq lists its product as uncharacterized. The transcript has a single exon. Lineage: Eukaryota; Fungi; Ascomycota; Pezizomycetes; Pezizales; Morchellaceae. Gene Ontology annotation, molecular function: RNA binding. The record is from RefSeq and is a predicted model, not a curated record. The coding region runs from base 1 to 2289 and encodes 762 amino acids.